Molecule: messenger RNA, 2562 nt
Organism: Notechis scutatus (mainland tiger snake)
Lineage: Eukaryota; Metazoa; Chordata; Lepidosauria; Squamata; Elapidae
Source: RefSeq, a predicted model, not a curated record
AAGUCUUGCCAGCCUGAAGCUGAGUCAUGUCUGGGCUCAAAAUGCCAUUUUCGACUGAAACGACGGACGUCAGAGUCACAAGUUGGAGGAAGUAAAACUCACUUGGGGGUUUUCCGGCCUCGGAUCCUGGGUUCAAGUCUGGGCACCGUCUUUAAAAGGAGGAUUAGGAGCAUCAGAAAGAGAACGCAGAGAAGCGGAAACCUGGAUUGACGUUACUGGAGGGAAGAGAUUCUCCUUCAAUGUCGGAAGCAGCUUUGGGUCAGCUGGGGAAGUAGAGACCCACAGAGCAGGAGUCCGCGUGGCUGAGCGUGUGGCCGAUGGAGGAGGCAAUAAGGAAAGCGGAGCAGCAAGCCCUUCGGCUGGCGGAGGCAAUCCGAGACGGGGAGGAAGAGGUCGCCCAGCGUUGCGCCGUCUGGCUAGCCGAGCGGCGCGUCCCUGUCAAGGUGCAGCUGGAACGAGACGCCUAUCCGGAGCACGACAUUAGGAUCUGGGUGGGCGUGGAAGAUGCCCAGAUGGUCACCACCCCAAUCUUUCUGAAGGUCCAGCCUUCCAUGACUAUGGCUUCCCUCAAAGACAUGAUGCACCUCCAUUAUGGUUUCCCACCCAGCAUCCAGAAGUGGGUGGUGGGACGGAGGCUUCCACAGGACCACGAGACCCUCCACUACCAAGGUAUCCAGAGGGACGGAGACCAGGCCUACCUCUAUUUGAUGUCCGCCAAGGCCAAGAAGCUGGACAAAGAAACGGUGGAGUUGGACCACGAACGCAGGCAGCUGGAAGGUGAGCUGGUCCGAAGUGGCACCGGAAGGGGUGGCCGGGGGUCAUUCAAGGACCAUCUAGACAGCUGCCAGAAAAAGGGAGAGGAAGAAGAGAAAGAGAGAAACUACAAGCAACUCCUGCACUGGGACAACCAGAACUUGGUGCUUUCGGAGGAAGCCAUUCAGUGCCCCAUCUGCUUCAUGAACCUGGAAGCCGGAGAGGGAGUCACCCUGCGAGAAUGUCUCCACUCCUUCUGCAAGGACUGCUUGAGGGGAACCAUCCUGAACAGCCCAGAACCAGAGGUCAAGUGCCCCUACAUAGACGACAACUACUCCUGCCCUUGGCAGCUGCUGGACCGCGAGAUCAAAGCGUUAUUAACGGAGGAAGAAUACCAGCACUUUCUGGACUUGGGGAUGUCCAUCGCUGAGAAUCGCAGCCGGUCGAGUUUCCACUGCAAAACGACGGACUGCCGGGGUUGGUGUUUUUACGAAGACGACGUGAACGAGUUCUACUGCCCGGUGUGCCACAAGCCCAAUUGCUUGCUGUGUCAGGCUAUUCACGAAAACAUGAACUGCAAGGAAUAUCAGGACGAUCUGCAGAUACGCGCGCAGAACGACCACGCUGCCCAACAGACCACGGAGGUGUUGCUGAGGCUGGUGAGGGAUGGGGAGGCCAUGUACUGCCCCACCUGCAGGAUCAUCGUGCAGAAGAAGGACGGCUGCGACUGGAUCCGAUGCACCGUCUGCCACACGGAGAUUUGCUGGGUGACCAAAGGACCUCGCUGGGGACCAGCUGGCUUGGGUGACAUCAGUGGCGGCUGCCGUUGCAAAGUCAACGGCGUCUCCUGCCAUCCGAAUUGCCAGAACUGCCAUUGAUGGUGGAGAUCCCUGAAAAUCGGACUUUUUCCAGACAGAUGGGACCCUUCGCUUGCAGACGAGGGAUGGAAUCCUGGACGAUGGACGGAGGGGACUUUCGGACAAUUGCACAGGUCUUCCUGUUGCACGACCAGUUCCUUCCCACGUCCGUCUUGGGACAACUCUCCUGUCGACUGAGGUGGUGACGAAGCCAAGAAGAUCUCCAGCCUCAGAGUUGGUGGAAGGGGGCGUCUUUUCGCCGCCCCACCUGUGUCGGUUGGGCCUAGAACUUGACCUGCGGGUUGGUUUCGCUCUAGAUGUUCUGCUUCGUCUUUCUCAAAAACAGCGGUGCUCGUUUGAUUGUUCUUGGCGUCCUUCUGCACACAUAACAUUAUCUGGUCCAUAUUUCAAGCUCGGAUCUCCGUUGACUUUACCGGAAUCUUGCCACUCCAACCAGACUUUUUAGUUGUGGUUUUGGUUUACAAAAUUGAACCACAAUAUUCUCCUUUUACUGGUAUUACGGAGCUGGGCAGCUUGGCCUGCCUUCCAUUUGUUACUUGCUUUGCUUCUUUUAGGUCACUUCGGUGAUUUUUCAGGCCAAAUCAGGAUCAGAUGGAGCUUUGCGAUUUGAUUUGGGAGGGGGGGAGUCAUCUCUCCUGUCCCCUGCCGCACCCUUAAAUCUAGUUUCUGAAAUUUAAGAUAAACAGCAGCACAGAAUUUUUUUUAGGGAACGUGAAAAGCCUGCCGAACGGAUCUUCAACGCGAUGGACGUCAUGAUUUCCCCGAGAUAAGGAUUCUGUAGCAUACGGAGGGUUGGAAAUUAAAGAGGUGGAAUUGCUAAAAAUAUCUCUCUUGCUCUUUUUUUUUUUUUUUAAUAAUGCACCAUUUUAGGAAUUUAUUACUUGGAAAUUGUAUGAGGUGGUAUCAUCUAUGGAGAUUCCCCGUCCACCCA